AUGAUAAAAAAAUUAUUUAAUAUUAAAUACCCAAUUAUUCAAGCACCAAUGCUUGGAGUAACAACACCAGAAAUGGUAGCAAAAUCAUCAAAUUGUGGUAUACUAGGAUCAUUAGCAAUUGGUGGGUUAUCAAGCCAACAAACAAGAGAACUAAUAAGAAAAACAAAAUCAUUAACAAAUAAAAGAUUCUCUGUGAAUUUAUUUGUAAAUGAUAUAAAUAAAAUUAAAAAAGAUCAAAAUGAUUAUAAAACAAUGAAAGAUUUCUUAUAUAAUAUUAAUAAUAAUAAUAAUAAUAAUAAUAAUAAUAAUAAUAAUAAUAAUAAUAAUAAUAAUAAUAAUAAUAAUAAUAAUAAUAAUAAUAAUAAUAAUAAUAAUAAUAAUAACUUUUUACCAAUAGAAAUUUUAAAUAAAAUUAAUAAUAAUAAUAAUAAUAAUAAUAAUAAUAAUAAUUUUUUACCAGAAUAUGUAGAUGAAUUAAAGUUGUACAAUUAUCAAGAUCAAAUUAGUGUAAUAUUAGAAGAAGGAAUUGAUAUAAUUAGUUUUACAUUUGGUAUAAUGGAUAAAGAAUCAAUAGUAAAGAUAAAAUCAUUUAAUUCUGAUUCAAUUUUAAUUGGUACUGCAACAUGUUUAGAAGAGGCCAAAAUGCUUGAAGAUUAUGGUAUUGAUAUUAUAUGUGCACAAGGUAUUGAAGCAGGUGGACAUAGAGGAUCAUUCAUUCAGGGUGAUAUGAAUACAUCAAUUGAUAGUUUACCACAAAUUGCUUUGUUACCAUUAGUAACAUCAUUAUUGGAUAAUUGUAAAGUACCAAUAAUUGCAGCUGGUUCAAUAACAAAUAAAUCAACUAUAGAUUCACUAAUUUCAAUGGGUGUUGCAGGUGUACAAAUUGGUAGUCUUUUCAUAGCAUCAAAUGAAAGUUGUGCAAUUGAUUCAUGGAAAGAUGCAAUCAUCAAUUCAACCGAUACAAGUACUUCAUUAACUAGAUCAUUCUCUGGUAGAUGGGCAAGAGGUAUUAAAAAUCAAUUCAUGGAAAACUUUAAUAAUCAAGAACAACAACAAUCAAUUAAAAUACCACCAUAUCCAAUUCAAAAUGAACUAACAAAACCAUUAAGAUCAAUCUCUCAAAAAGAAAAUAAUAAUCAAUUUACAAAUUUAUGGUCUGGACAACAAGGUUAUAAAUCUAAAAAAUUACCAAUUGAACAAAUAAUAAAAGAAUUAAUAUAA
Molecule: messenger RNA, 1221 nt
Organism: Dictyostelium discoideum AX4
Lineage: Eukaryota; Evosea; Eumycetozoa; Dictyosteliales; Dictyosteliaceae
Exons: 1
Coding region: 1-1221 (406 amino acids)
Molecular function (GO): nitronate monooxygenase activity
Source: RefSeq, a predicted model, not a curated record